Molecule: messenger RNA, 621 nt
Organism: Serendipita indica DSM 11827
Lineage: Eukaryota; Fungi; Basidiomycota; Agaricomycetes; Sebacinales; Serendipitaceae
Source: the annotation of a GenBank genome assembly
AUGGAAAGCUUGGAGGAUUCGGUUCAAUGGACAGAUAUCGUCGCGAUGAUGUGCAGAGAAGGGCAUGCGGAGGGGAUUACCCGCGAACAGAUUGAACACGCUCUUAAAAUCCUCCCGGUGCAUCCGGCGAUGAUCAGAGCGGUCAAACGUUUGAAAGCGUCAGAGGAUCCCAAGGCAACGUUUUUCUGCCUCUCAAAUGCAAACCAAGUCUUUAUAGACACUAUUCUCAAGGACAAGAAGCUUGACACCCUCUUCGAUCGUAUUACGACCAAUCCUGCUGAAUGGACUGACGAUGGUCUCCUCGUCGUUCGUAGAAAGGUUGAUCCGAAUGGACCCCAGCACUCCUGCAAAGUGGGAUGCAGCCCGAAUAUGUGCAAGGGUGAGGAACUUACAGCAUUUCUGGCUGAGCAUGAGGAGUAUGACAAAGUCGUUUACAUUGGAGAUGGAUCAAACGACUUCUGCCCUGUCGUCCGUCUGAGAAAGCAAGAUAUGGUACUGGCUAGAAGGGACCGAGGUCUUCAACGUCGCAUUGAUAGGGAUGGGGAAAAGGCCGGUCUCCAGUGCGAGGUUGUCUGGUGGGAGGGUGCCUGGGAAGUGGAGGAACAAUUUGCAAAGCUGUAG